AUGGCUGGAGGCGUCUGAGGGGCGGGCGGGCACGGGCAGUGAGGGCAGCGGGGCUGGGACUGGAACAGCCGCCCCGCGGACCUGACCAGCCUCGCCGGCUUCUGCCCGCAAGCCGCAAGCGGGAAGACGGUCGACCAGGCGGCGGCGUGGGCGCCAGACUGGGCGAGGGCGAGAUAGACUUACAUGUGUGGAAAAACAGACCAGAAACACUUCUGAAUUAAGAGCUUGGAUUCUGAAGUGUGGAAAGCACUGAGACCUGAAGAUGAGUGAACUUGACCAGCUGCAGCAGGAGGCCGAGCAACUGAAGAACCAGAUUAGAGAUGCACGUAAAGCAUGUGCAGAUGCGACUUUUCAGAUCACAAACAACAUUGAUCCAGUGGGAAGAAUCCAAAUGCGAACCAGAAGAACGCAGGGGCAUCUGGCCAAGAUUUAUGCCGUGCAUUGGGGCACAGACUCAAGGCUCCUUGUCAGCGCCUCUCAGGAUGGAAAACUCAUCAUCUGGGACAGCUAUACCACAAACAAGGUUCAUGCCAUCCCUCUGUGCUCUUCUUGGGUCAUGACUUGUGCAAACGAUCCUUCUGGGAAUUAUGUGGCCUGUGGUGGCCUGGAUAACAUCUGCUCCAUUUAUAAUCUGAAAACCCGUGAAGGGAAUGUGCAUGUGAGUCGUGAGCUGGCAGGACAUACAGGUUAUCUGUCCUGUUGCCGGUUCCUGGAUGACAGUCAGAUAGUCAUCAGCUCUGGAGACACCACAUGUGCCCUGUGGGACAUUGAGACCGGCCAGCAGACAACGACAUUUACUGGACACACUGGAGAUGUCAUGAGCCUGUCUCUCGCUCCUGACACCAGACUGUUUGUCUCUGGUGCUUGUGAUGCUUCAGCCAAGCUCUGGGAUGUCCGAGAAGGGAUGUGCCGGCAGACCUUUACAGGACAUGAGUCUGACAUCAAUGCCACAUGUUUCUUCCCCAAUGGCAAUGCCUUUGCCACUGGCUCAGACGAUGCUACGUGCAGGCUGUUUGACCUCCGUGCAGACCAGGAGCUCAUGACCUAUUCUCAUGACAACAUUAUCUGCGGGAUCACAUCUGUUUCCUUCUCCAAGAGUGGUCGACUCCUCCUUGCUGGGUACGACGAUUUCAACUGCAAUGUCUGGGAUGCACUCAAAGCUGACAGAGCAGGUGCUUUAGCUGGACAUGACAACCGCGUCAGCUGCUUGGGGGUAACUGAUGAUGGCAUGGCUGUGGCAACAGGGUCCUGGGACAGCUUCCUCAAGAUCUGGAACUAAGGCCAGUAGGUGGAUACCAUGGUGACUGGAAGACCAUUCCAACCAUACUAACGUGGACACCCACACCUCCCCUCAGAACUUCAAAAGGGCAAGAGCUUUUUUCCUUCACUUAUUGCUGAAACCAAGAGCACAACUCCCAUUAAGAGAAGGAUCUCUGUGCUGUAAACUAAAACAAAUUGUGCGUUCCUUUCGGGGCCAUUGUCUUUGUUUUCUUUUUCUUUUUUGUCUUAGGUAAAUUUUAAAAGGAAAUACUACAAUAAAAAUGUUAACCAGAAGGU
This is a messenger RNA of Peromyscus maniculatus bairdii (prairie deer mouse), 1557 nucleotides long. The record is from RefSeq and is a predicted model, not a curated record. Lineage: Eukaryota; Metazoa; Chordata; Mammalia; Rodentia; Cricetidae.